GGCCGCGACCCUCUUUCGAACGUCUCCAGCUGCGUAUCCGCAUCCGUAGCACUCUCUGGUCGCCGGUGCGACCGCGCCAUCCAUAUUCGCGCUCUACGUAGUGGCUUCCGCUCAGCCAUGUCCGACUUCGUCCCCGCACCCCCGAACAUCGCCCCGCAGGACGACGGCUCGGGGGUCGUUCCCCAGCCUGUCCAAGACGCACCAUCGCCCGCGCCCAUCACUGAGCAAGAGGUUGGCGAGUAUCGCGAGCAGGACCGCUUUCUUCCCAUUGCGAACGUGUCGCGCAUCAUGAAGGGGUCGGUGCCGCCGACAGCGAAGAUCUCGAAGGAGGCCAAGGAGUGCGUGCAGGAGUGCGUGUCCGAGUUCAUCUCCUUCAUCACGUCGGAGGCGGCGGAGAAGUGCCAGAUGGAGAAGCGCAAGACGAUCGGCGGGGAGGAUAUCCUCUACGCGAUGGUCACGCUCGGGUUCGAAAACUACGCGGAGACCCUGAAGAUCCAUUUGGCAAAGCUCAGGCAGCACCAAUCAACGCCGGGGGGCUCGCGGAAUGUCGAAAUCUCGGAAGACUGAAGAGAGAGCAAGGACUCAUUGUUACGGUCGGUCAGCGCUGUGUUAUCCUCUGUGUGUACUGUAUUUGUUGUAGACUGCAAUACUGAAUUCCGUUUACU
This is a messenger RNA of Trametes versicolor FP-101664 SS1, 665 nucleotides long. Its product is annotated as histone-fold-containing protein. The record is from RefSeq and is a predicted model, not a curated record. Gene Ontology annotation, biological process: regulation of transcription by RNA polymerase II. Gene Ontology annotation, cellular component: CCAAT-binding factor complex. The transcript is spliced from 3 exons. Gene Ontology annotation, molecular function: DNA-binding transcription activator activity, RNA polymerase II-specific; RNA polymerase II cis-regulatory region sequence-specific DNA binding; protein heterodimerization activity. Lineage: Eukaryota; Fungi; Basidiomycota; Agaricomycetes; Polyporales; Polyporaceae. The coding region runs from base 118 to 567 and encodes 149 amino acids.